AUGUCCAAAGAAGGAAACUACACCGCUGCAACUAGUGACAUAGAGGAUGAUGAAAUAAUAUUGAACCUAGAGAAGUAUCCUCACCCAGGAAUACGUAAGUCAGUCUAUGUCAUAGACGAUCGUCAAUUAUUUGCUUGUGAGUGCCAGUAUUUUUUUUCCUUUGACAUACCUUGUCAGCAUAUUUUUACAGCAAUUAAGCAUCUGCGUAUCACAAAAAUUCCUAAAUCACUAAUCCUUACACAAUGGACAAUUGAGGCUACACAACUUCCUAAUGUGCAAAACGAUUCCUACGCAAUAUAUGAAGACAGAGAUGCAGAGGAGAGAGCAAGGUUUGGUGACAUUACUAGCAAAAUGACUGAGCUCACUUACCUGGGGUCAAGGACUCAUUAUGCAUACGAAAAAACAACCUAUGAGAUUGAUAAAAUUUGCGCAGAAUUACGAAACAACCUCCAAAUUAGGGAAGAUAGCUGCAAGGACAAGCUUCCUUUACACCAUCACUCAGACUUCAACAUAUUGGAUCCUUAUUUGAGUAAGAAUAAAGGCAUUGCUAAAAUGAGAGGGUCAAAGGGUGGAGUUGCCCGAAGGUGUAGUAUUUGCAAAAAGAGAGGACACAACAAGUCUACAUGUUUACAAAGAAAGAAAAAGGGUCACAAGAAAUGGGGCUCUGACAACUCCGAACCAAAAGAAGAAGACGAAGAUCUAUAUGGAACAGAGGAUAUGGAUGAGUGGGAAAUGAAUACUAUGGAUUAUUCAGAAAGUGAAGACUUGAAUGCACCUACUGUAACGUCCCAAAUUUGCUAA
Humulus lupulus (European hop) is the source of this 801-nucleotide messenger RNA. RefSeq lists its product as uncharacterized. The record is from RefSeq and is a predicted model, not a curated record. Lineage: Eukaryota; Viridiplantae; Streptophyta; Magnoliopsida; Rosales; Cannabaceae. The coding region runs from base 1 to 801 and encodes 266 amino acids. Gene Ontology annotation, molecular function: zinc ion binding. The transcript has a single exon.